CGAAGGUGUCCACAUUUCAUAUGCAAAACUCGCCGAAGAUUAGGUCUUCAAUCAAGUAAAGAGGCUGAUGCUGCAAUAUUAAUACGUUUGUAACAUAUGAAACUGAUUGCAUGACAUGCUUUGUUUUUUUUUAUUUUUAUGUCAGGUAUAUUUUUGGUUUAUUAAGACAUACUGUGUUCCUGCUGGUCUUGUGUCCCCAGAGAACUGAGCAGCUGGAGACACCUAGCCACAGCACCAUGAGAUGACAGAGAUUGACAGAGGCUCCCCUUCCGUUUCUGCCUGUACAGCCCUGGACAUAUGGCAAGGUACCUAGACACGGCUGAAAACAUGGCGGCGACAGACACCGAGGACGCCAGCCUGAAUUUCGGAGUGGUGGUUGACUGUGGCAGUAGUGGCUCUCGUGUUUUUGUCUAUUACUGGCCUCCCCACAACGGAAACCACCACUCACUGCUUGACAUUUGACAGAUGAAGGACCGAAACCGUAUACCAGUGGUCAAAAAGAUUAAACCAGGGUGACUGGAGAUGGGACAGGCAUGAGUGCGGCAUCCCCAUCCCUGGACCCCUGCCUCCCUGUAGGGCUGAUGGACUCUGUGCAGCGGGAUGGGCAGACAGUGUUCCUGCGGGGUCAGGGGGACUGCUCGAGGUGCCAGGAGGUUGUGAGACCUUUCCUUGGGAAGACAGACAGCAGCACCUCUUCCUCACUUGGGGGAGUCUACCAGGCACCCAUCAACUUCUACAGCUUCUCUGAGUUCUGCUACUGCAAAGAGGACGUGCUGUGCAUUGGGGGUCACUACAGCAGCACCAAAUACACCAGGGCAGCUAUGGAUUAUUGUGCCACCAAGUGGUCAACUUUAAAACAGCGACUGGACAGCAAGCUUUUCGCUUCCCAGACUGACCUCCACAGGCUUAAGUACCAGUGCUUCAAGUCUGCCUGGAUGUAUGAGGUGCUACAUACAGGUUUUCAGUUCCCGAAGGACUACCCUAACCUGAAAACCACCCAGCUGGUGUAUGACAAAGAGGUGCAGUGGACUCUAGGAGCCAUUCUCUUUAAAACACGAUUCCUACCUCUCAGAGACCUUGAGGUGGAAGCGUUCCGGCAGUCUCACUCAAGCUGGAUUCGCUUCUUCUUUGUCUGUAACCACUACCUGAUCUUCGCCUGUAUCCUGGUGGUGGUGCUCGCAAUUCUCCUGUACGUCCUGCGUCUGCGGCGCAUUCACCAGCGAGAGAAGCGCUCAGCAGCCACUCUGGAUCUGCUGAGGGUGGAGGAGGGGGAGCCGCUGAAAGGCUGAGGGGCCAGCAGGGAAAGAGGGUAGGGGACGGAGGACUGGGGGGGAUUGGGGUAGAGAAAAGGGAUGAGGGAUGGUAGUCAAGUGGAACAUAUGUCAGGGGUGUAGGAGGAAUGUGUCACUUCUUAAUCAUCCCACUGCAGGUUUUCCUGAAAUUUAAUGAGAAUUACAUUCCAGUGUUUUUAUUUUUUCCUAUCGUGGGGAUCAAUUCUACCUGAUGGUAGCAGACUUUUUUAAACUGCAUUUUUCUAGAGACCCGUUGUAAGAUUGUUUUGGAAUCAAUUGUAGAGGAACUGUAAGGGAUGGGUGAAUGUCUGGACUAACUGAAUGAAAUCAGAGAAUAUGGAACUAAAGACUCUGGGCAUGAACUGUUAUGCAGAUGCACUCUGGUUUUACAAGUCUUUACUGCCUAUGUCUUUGUAAAGGACAUUAUACAUUUUAGUAAUUUAAGUUUAAAUAAGUGACAAUUUGUAAUUACCCUGUUGUUAUUAAUAUUGAG
This is a messenger RNA of Polyodon spathula (Mississippi paddlefish), 1785 nucleotides long. Its product is annotated as ectonucleoside triphosphate diphosphohydrolase 7-like. Gene Ontology annotation, molecular function: nucleoside diphosphate phosphatase activity. Gene Ontology annotation, biological process: nucleoside diphosphate catabolic process. Lineage: Eukaryota; Metazoa; Chordata; Actinopteri; Acipenseriformes; Polyodontidae. The transcript has 7 exons. Gene Ontology annotation, cellular component: membrane. The record is from RefSeq and is a predicted model, not a curated record. The coding region runs from base 534 to 1289 and encodes 251 amino acids.